Messenger RNA from Motacilla alba alba, 1747 nucleotides. RefSeq names its product leucine rich repeat containing 72 (gene LRRC72). Gene Ontology annotation, molecular function: protein binding. The transcript has 9 exons. NCBI's taxonomy places the organism in Eukaryota, Metazoa, Chordata, Aves, Passeriformes, Motacillidae. The record is from RefSeq and is a predicted model, not a curated record. The coding region runs from base 1 to 1539 and encodes 512 amino acids.
AUGGCGGCGGCCGCCACGGCCGGCGGGCAGGUGAGCGGGAGCGGCCCCUCCUCUCCCCUCGGCCCGCCCUGGCCGCUCCUGUCCCCGCCCGGCCCCGCCCGGAACGGCGGCCGCCCCGGCUCGUCGCACCCGCACGGGCCCCGCGGCCUGGGCCUCGGCCUCUCGGUCUGGUCGGCAUCGCCACCGCACCCCGAGGCGAGGCGCGCUCCGUCCUCCCCCACCCGGCCUCGGGGCACGGAGCGGCUCGGAUCCUCCGAGAGAGCCGAGGCAGCCCUCCCUGUCCUUCCUAGGCAGCGAGUGGGCCCCGCCGGGGCCGCGCGGUGCUGCGGCGCAGAGCCGGGGCUGACAGGGACGGGGCUCCAGGAUGGGGAGAGGAUGAGAUCUCGCAUAACAGAGUAUCCGAAAUACGAAUCUUUGAGCACAGCCUUCCUGGCUGUGGAACGCGACACCCGGGUUGGUGCUCUCUGCCGUACGUGUGCCUUCCCCAUUGCCACGUCGGCACCCCCCAUCUCCGUGUCCCGCAGUGCCGGGCCCUGGCUUGGGGUGUCUCACAGGUGCUUUUCUCCAGAGAUUACUUGUUGUUGUGGCCGUUUGCACAUGCAGAAAGACAUCUUCCCGACAUCUGCAGUUGACAGCUGGCCGUGCCGAGUCCUGGGCAAAAGGCAGGGUCCCACAGCCACUGUGGGAAAGAAGCGGCCUGCGUGUGCCUGGCUGCCUCUGGCCGGAGAGUGCCACUCGUCCCACACAUUUGCAAUAGAAAAACAGCUGAAGAUUUGUGGCUAUAAGAGCAGUGUGGAUGUCGUGGCACUGUAUCUGGCUAGUCAAGGACUAAGAAGUAUCCCAAGUCUAUCACAGUUUCGCAGAUUAAGGUAUUUGUGGAUUAACAACAAUAAGAUCCAAGAUUUAACCUUCUUGAUCAAAAACUAUUACUUGACUGAACUAUAUCUCAACAAUAAUGAGCUGACAGAUAUAUCAGGUGCUCUGAAACACUUAUGUUCAUUACAGAUUCUGUUUCUUCACAACAACGAGUUAAAAAAACUUGGCAAAACAGUGAAGGAAUUGAAAGGAAUGAUAAGCUUGCAGACUCUAAACCUAUUCCAAAACCCUCUGGCAUAUGAUCCAGACUACCGGCUUUAUGUGAUAUACUUCCUUCCUUCAGUUCAGCUCCUUGACAGGAAGCUAGUUACAGAAAGAGAAAGAGAGUCAGCACUUCAUCUCUAUAACCCCAAAAGGGCUUGGGUGAUGCAGUCAAUAGCUUUUGGGAAGAGAGCGGACACAUCCCUGGGGACUACGGUGGGAUCUGGCAGAUGCACUCAACCAGCCAGAAGACCGAUAAUGCCCUCAGGUCAUGAAUUUGGAAAUAACACUAAUAAAGUACCAUUUGAGGACCCUGAAGAUGCAGUUUUAGUACGGGCAACGACAAGAUCUCUAAUGGAAUUUUCCUCUGUGGACUGGAACAAAGUAGCCACCUGUCAAGAAAGGCAGCUUAAAAGCAAAGCAGAAGAGCCCCUUGAGAAGCUGACAGUCCAGUUUAGAUGAAAAAAACCUACUUCUCUCUCUAAUGUUAACCCCAUAAGUAGGUUAACAGCUCAAUAAAACAAGUACACAACAACACUCAUCUAAUUAAGUGAAUUUUCAGAAAAAAAAGUUAAUGUAACAUUUCUUUUAUCACAUAUUUUAUAGAGUGAAGAAAUUAAGAUAACAAAUGAUAAACAGUGGCAAUGUUAUAAUAAAAGUUGCUUGAAAU